Molecule: messenger RNA, 1029 nt
Organism: Actinia tenebrosa (Australian red waratah sea anemone)
Lineage: Eukaryota; Metazoa; Cnidaria; Anthozoa; Actiniaria; Actiniidae
Source: RefSeq, a predicted model, not a curated record
AUUCCGGUACUUGUGAAAGGWUUUUGAGCGAUUUUAUUAUUUUGAAAUACUUUUUUAAUGUUAUAACUUCAAUUUCAAAGUAUAAUUCAAACAUGUACAAUGCCAACUCACUGUUGUGUUCCGUUCUGCACCAAGAAAGGCUAUCGAGAUGACAAUGACGGUAAGAUCUCUUACUUUAUCUUCCCCAAAGACAAUAAUAUCAGAAAGCUUUGGGUUCACGCUAUCCGUCGGGAAGAAGGUAAAUCUUUUCAAAUAGUUUCUUCAACGAAAGUUUGUUCAAGGCAUUUCAAGGAGGAAGACCUUAAUAGAACACUUGCUGGCAAGAUAUGCUUGGAACCCGGAGUGGUGCCUUUGGUGUUUCCCUGGCGUACCUCACCAAGAAAACGUAAACCACCAUCGUUAAGAUCUCUCAAUUUUCCUUCGUGCAGUGCUUCAAAUAACGCUGGGGAAGACAGGGAUAAUAUCUUUGUAGAAUCGGCCAAUAUAGAAACCAUAGAGAGUGUAAAAGAAGACUUUGAAAAGACGAGAGAAGUUGAAACACAGACGAACUUUGUUGAAGUGAGAGAUUUUGAAACCCAGACUGAUUUUGAGGAUGUGUUGAAAUUGGCAAAAGACUACGAAACACAAAUCAAACAGCUGGAAACUGAGAUAGAGCACAUUUCAAAGCAAAAAGAUGUUCUGAAAAGUAAGCUUUUUUCGGUGGAAAGAUUCAGUCACAAACAAUCUUCGAUAGCAUUUUACACGGGGUUUCCUAACUACGACGUUUUUAUGGAAAUAUUUACAUACCUAGACCCUGGUGAUAAAGGAGAAAAUAUCAGAUACUAUACGAGCACGACUUCUGAUGUUUCACCAAAUGUGUAUGAUCAAGAGGAGGAAAUCAACGAAAACAAGAGAGGAAGAUCAAGACUUCUAAGACCAAUUGAUGAAUAUUUUCUUGCCAUGUGUCGAUUGAGACAAGGUUUUGCUGAAGAGCAUAUUGGUCACCUAUUCCAUGUAUCUACAUCAACAGUAAGUCGGAUACUUAUAUCA